UAUCCAUAUAGUGAGCCAACAGUAAUCCAGUGCCAGAUAUCGCCGCCGGCGUCGCCCGAGAACCAGACGAAACACUCGUAUCAGACAAACACUAAUUACAACACCAAUAGUAAUGUUCCCAAAAUUGCCGUCCAUUCCUCCGUAGAAAAUACUCGCAAACACUACCCAACGGUAGCGCCUGUCAUACCUCAACACAGCCAACAACAUAGCUAUACACCCGCACCGCCCGUUCCCUAUAUCAGAGGUAUAGUAACACCGCCGGCGUCGCCGCACGUAGACAUUCAACACUACACAAACUCGAGUCCAUAUCAUUCAUCGCAACACACGUUACCGCCGGUCAACACAAUGCCGGCCAACACAGCGGCGCCAGUCGUCGCACCGAAAUCAAGGCGCGGACGGCGCGCCACCGGCCGUAAGAAAGUCACUCAUCACUCGUGCUCUUACGACGGCUGUACGAAGACCUAUACGAAGAGCUCACACCUGAAGGCCCACCUGAGGACACAUACGGGUGAAAAGCCCUAUCAGUGCAAUUGGAAGGGCUGCGGCUGGAAGUUCGCCCGAUCUGAUGAACUG
Messenger RNA from Medioppia subpectinata, 573 nucleotides. The record is from the annotation of a GenBank genome assembly. Lineage: Eukaryota; Metazoa; Arthropoda; Arachnida; Sarcoptiformes; Oppiidae.